CUCGUAAUGGAUUUCCAACGGAGAAUAUACGAUGUGCCAUUCGAAAUCCUCGAUCUGAUAUUUGAAAAACUUGAUAGUUUACAAUAUAAAGUUAACUUAGCUUUGGCGCACGAAAAGCUUGCAAAAGCUUUCUCCUUUCACAGCCGCAAAAAAUUCAGGAAACUUACGCUCGACGGACGGCUAACACUUGAUUCCUGGAACUUUUUAAUACGGGAAUGUGGACCCAGGAUUGAAGAAUUUGUCUACGGUGUAUGUGGUAGAAAUGGGAAGAGUCUUUUACUCAAGGUGGUUGAGAAACAUUGUCCCAAUUUAAAAUCCGUUCAGUUCUAUUUGUCUGAUCGGAAAAACAUUCCGUCUUUCUUAGAAAAUAUGAAAAGCUCUCUGACAUCGGUUAAAAUAAACCAACAAAGUUACUUUCCGGCUACCAUCCUGAUCGCGGUGAGUGGAAUAACGCAACUAAAGGAAUUUUCCUUCAGGGGAUACGUAGACGAAAAUGUUCGCCACUUAGAUAAAUUGGUUGCCCUGGAGAAGUUAAGCAUCACAGAUAUUAAACCUUUCAGUACGCCUCCUGUGGACUUACUACCAAUUUGUGCAUCACUGAAGAAGCUGCGCAAUUUAACUGUGGUUGAAGUUAAAAUAUUGCCUUAUGAUGAGCCUUAUUCUACAUUUUGGUCCAGCUUGGAAUUUUUGCACUUGGAGUAUUGCGAAUUCUCCAUCGAAUUGCCAGACUGCCCAAACCUCAAAUAUUUGGAUAUGCAUUACCCAAAAUGUGCCAUCGAAGGCUAUGUUUUGAAAUUUAUUCUUAAGAAUGGAAAAAAUCUGACAGAACUGCGCGAAAGAUCCGUUCCGCCAAUCAAUGGCAAUGGUUUUCUCGACCUGCUUCGCGGCUGCCCCAAAUUGCGGCGUCUACGCACUACAAUGGAAUUCAUAAAACUCCACGCGGGGUUUGUGUGUUCUAUUUUGGAAAUUUUAAAGGAAAAUGGAGUUACGCCGGAGAACCCAUUAGAACUAAUUAUAUGUAGGCGGAUAAAAUGGAAGUGGUUUCGACGACUACACCGUCGGUCUCCCAAUGCUGAGUUAAUUGAUUUGUACGAGGGUACUUGAUAGUUUAAAAUAAAACAAA
Molecule: messenger RNA, 1123 nt
Organism: Drosophila sechellia
Lineage: Eukaryota; Metazoa; Arthropoda; Insecta; Diptera; Drosophilidae
Exons: 3
Coding region: 7-1104 (365 amino acids)
Source: RefSeq, a predicted model, not a curated record